Gymnodraco acuticeps is the source of this 3152-nucleotide messenger RNA. RefSeq names its product nudix (nucleoside diphosphate linked moiety X)-type motif 6 (gene nudt6). The record is from RefSeq and is a predicted model, not a curated record. Bases 91 to 1026 code for a protein of 311 amino acids. The transcript is spliced from 5 exons. NCBI's taxonomy places the organism in Eukaryota, Metazoa, Chordata, Actinopteri, Perciformes, Bathydraconidae. Gene Ontology annotation, molecular function: NADH pyrophosphatase activity; NAD binding; ADP-ribose diphosphatase activity.
CGUAACUGUACUUUACGGAACACACAUGCCGGUUAAAAGAACAACUACUAUUCUCUCCCAUUAAACACUUGUUUAUGUUAAAGUAGUAUAAUGGCUGUUUGUGCCUUUGCUUCAAUGUUUUUCCCGCUGGUGAGAGGAAGAGUGUGCUGCAGAGCUUCAUCUCGUGCACGCCCAGCUUUCCGUGCGUUCUCGUGCACUGCAGCUCGAGCUCAAGGGUCCGGGGCUCUGACCGGGAGAGAGGACCGGUUCGGUGGAGUGACAGUGAACCUGUCUGACAGCUGUUUACCGGAGGACAUCAGUGAGAAAUCAUUCAGUAGAUUACUGAAAGAUUCUUUGGUCCAGUGGAAAUCGGAGGGGAAAGUCGCAGUGUGGCUCCGAGUUCCCAUCUCCCUGAGCCGAUGUGCCGCCGCUGCCUCUGAGCACGGCUUCUCCUUCCAUCACGCCAAACACGACCACACGGUGCUCUCCCUCUGGCUGGGGGAGGAAGAGAGCCGGCUGCCGGGGUUUGCUACCCACCAGAUCGGAGUGGCAGGUGCAGUUGUUGAUGAAUCCAAUGGAAAAGUCCUUGUGGUCCAAGACAGAAACAAGACAAUGAAUGCUUGGAAGUUCCCCGGCGGCUUGUCUGAUCUAGCAGAAAAUAUUGGUACUACUGCGGUCAGGGAAGUGUUCGAGGAAACUGGCGUUCGCUCAGAGUUCAGAUCUCUGCUCAGCAUCAGGCAGCAGCACCACCACCCCGGCGCCUUCGACAUGUCGGACAUGUACAUCAUCUGCCGACUCAGCCCUCUCACCUAUGACAUUAACUUCUGCACUCAAGAAUGUCUGCGCUGCGAGUGGCUCCAGCUUGCAGAGCUAGCUAAGACCGAGCACACCACCCCCAUCACCGCUCGUGUCGCCCAGCUACUGCUCCACGGCCUGGAGAGCGGCUUCCACAACAUCGACCUCUCCAUGGAGGUGAUUCCUGCCGUCUACUCUGGGAAGUUUUACCAGCUGUAUCACCGGCAGCUUCCUUCCACACUGAAAUCCUAGCAACCCGAUGGGGUUAUGUUGACACAUAGCUGUCAGUAUUACUCAUUUAAAGUGUAUUUAUUACUGGAAGGAUGUUUGCAGUGUGUCUGUUCACAAACAAAUAUUUGGAACAAUAGAGUGGUGCAAGAAUGAGUCCUAAACCUGGAUAUUAGCAUUGAGGAGUUAGCAUUGAGGAGUUAGCAUUUUGGGGUUCCUUCAUCUGGUUUGGGAUACAAGGACUUAAGCUUAUGAGAUGUUCACGUUUAGUUAUACAACAAUCAGUAAAUACCCCAGUGGUGAAUGUCUCAAGCUUCUAUGUGUCAUAAAAGCAAUAGUUGCGACUCUAAAUCACUAAAUUAAACGCCAUCGCGUCACACAUUAGCCGCAUUUAGCUUAGCCCUGUUGACGUGAAGUCACGUGACAGUUAUGAAGUUCCUUGAUAGCCCAACGUUAGCUUUUUUACUUCUGGCGAUUGCAUUAAACUAUUAAAACAAUGAUGUUAAUAUGUGAAUAUUAUCCUGAAUAAAUCCCGAUUAUUUUUGUGUUGAGCCCUUGCCAUGCUAACUUCCAGGUUGGACUACAUACAUAUGUCAUCACUGCGCCACUCUAUACCUGAACCACCAUUUUAUACGGUUCAUAUUUAUAACACUUGUUUGGUAGCCUUAUAGGGAGAAAGUGGCCCCAAGCAGCUAAUUUAAUUUGUCAAAGGCACUAUUUUUAAAGGUUGCUGUGUUUUUAACUUGUAGCAGGUCUUGCUAACGAUCUAACUACCAGUGUCAGCUGAAAACAGCUAACAUAAGGUUAGGUGUUGCAUUAUCAAUAUUGGCUGCCUUAAUGCAAUUACUGACUGGUCAAGUAACUCACAAUAAUAUUUGUUGUUGAAGUUAACUGCCUUUCUGUCAUUGAACUAGACAUCAUUUAAAACCAUUGUCCUCGUGGGAAUUUGGCAAUACAGAAGGGAAACAAAAACAAGCUCAGGAAACCUGUUCAGUUUCUGUGUGUGUGAGUGUGAAUAUUCUGAGUGUGAAUAUUCUGAGUUGUGUAAAAUGACACGAUAAAAGUAGUGCUUGGGCUUUGAUUUGGGUUGGUUUAGUGUGCUUAGUUUUUUUGACAAACUACAAAAUCCUAAAAUGUAGUUAUUUAGUUCAGUCCCUAAUCUCUUAUCAGGUUAUAAUGGUGUAUGAUUUGAAUGUAUGUUCUUGUUUUAACAGUAUAUAUGGACCCUAUACCUUCAUCUUAUAGCUACGUUUAGACUGCAGGAGCUGAACAGUAGGAAAGGGUUGUUGCUUUAAGUCAAAGAAGAUCUGUUUAGCCAAAAUGAACACUGCCAUACUCUAUGGUACAAUUCAGCAAGGUACCUGGUUUCAGUUGCAUUACUGCAGCAGUUAGCAGGUCUACAUUGUUUUACUGUGAAGCAGCUAGGUGUGAAUGUGGCCACAGUUUGAAAGUAAAAGCUGACUAAGAGCAGACAUGUUCAGGAUACAACAGUCAGAAAGCAUCACAGCUGUUUUGGGGCAAUGUCGAUGGAGCCACCUUGUCUUCAUUGCCGUCACAUCUUCUUCUAGCCUUGGCAGCCAUUGGAAGAAACAGGAUGGCCUUUUGACCUCGGCUAGUUUUGCUCCCGGGCUUGUACUGGCCGGUUCUCUUCAGUGCCACGUACAUGUCGGGGUACUUCCUGGAGCGGUACGUGUUGUAGUUGUUGCUCUCGAGCCGCUCCAAGAAGUAGCAUUCAUCUGUCGCUCGUCUCUGGAGAGAAGACACAGAGAAAUCACUUUCAUUUGAUGUUCAGUCGACGGAAAUUAAGUGCUAUUUAAGGAGUUAGCUAGGAUUAAAUCUACACCUUUUUGCUUUUGGGACAACUUCCCAUUGCAAUACACUCAAAUGUCCUUGCAAACGGAGGAAAAAUACUGUGAAACUAGUCUUUAUUAUUUCAACAAAUGGAAACUGAAGUUAGGUCAUACUGUCUGUAUGAUUAAUAUAAAUGUUACUUUCCAAACCGCUUGAACCCCUCUCUUUCUAUUAUACCACUUUUAUCAAACAGGUUAUUUUGUUUGGAUAACAUUUGAUUGAAUUUGUGUAGUAUAUAUAUUGUUGGACAGGGAGAAUAUGUGUUAUGCUGAAAUGUUCUGAUAUUAAAGUGCAUAAAA